AAUGUUUAUGUUUCCAUUGUGUGUAUCGCGACAAGCCUCAUUAUUGUUUACAACGCCGCUCUUGCAUUCUCAACUUGAGACAAAAUCAAGUGUGUAUUUUUCAUUUGUGAUUCAUUUCACGACGAUUCUUAUAAUCGUUAUUCUUGGAAUUAUUCAUUUUAAAACGCAUUAAAUUUUGUAAACAAGAAAAAAAAGUCGAAGAAAAAUUGUCCAUCGAUUGGAUAAGGACAUAAAACCGAAAAGAAUUGUGUGAUAAGAUGGCCGGUACAAUUCUUGAGAAUUUAAGCGGAAAAAAAUUGUCGAUUUUAGUGGGCACAUUGCUUGUAUGUCAAGUGAUUUGUUUUCUUAUCGGCGGAUUAAUCGCCCCUGUACCAGCUAGUGUACAGACAAUUCUUGGAACGGUGUGCAAGGACAUACCAGGUUCAUUCAAUGACACUACCAAGUGGGUUUAUUCACGUGGACUUGGACAAUGUGAAACCAUUCAACAAACCGAUCUUGAACGGCAUGAUGUUCGACUUGCCAAUCAAAUUGUAUUCGUUUUUCAGAUGCCACUUCCACGUGAAGGAAAGGUGCUUGAUUAUUCCCGAUGGCAACAAAAUCUCAUCGGAAUUCUGCAAACGGAUAUUGCUUACCAUGAAAAUGUGAUGCUUGAACCACAAGCAAUUGUCACCCUUGAUGCACGGUUGGCAUAUCGCAACAAAGGCGAUGCUGAUAAUGAUUGGAAACAUUACUCAUCAUCGUUAGAACAACGUGAAUUGGAUUGUAGUGGUGACGAGUUGUCUGAUGAAUAUUUGUACUCAUGUUCAACGUUACCGCUAUUCGAAUUGGGUUCAUUACAUCACGAUUUUUAUUUACUGAAUGUUCGAUUGCCGGUCGAUUCUGAGCGCAAAAUGAAUUUAAACAUUGGUAACAUUCGUGACUUGCAUUUGACGGUGAUUUAUCAAAAUGGUGGUUUUACCAAAGUUUGGUUGUCAUUGAAAACCAUAUUCUUUCCAUUCAUCGUUGCAAUAAUGUGCUGGUUUUGGAAUCGUGUUCAUCAAUUGCAACGUUCACCUGUACUAAUCGAAUACAUGUUGCUUGGAUUGGGUGCAGCACUAACGUUUUUGAAUCUUCCGCUCGAAUAUUUGACACUUUUCUUUGACAUGCCAUUUAUGCAACUCUUGGCUGAUAUUCGUCAAGGUGUAUUCUAUGCACAAUUAUUAUCAUUUUGGUUAAUAUUUGCUGGUGAACAUAUGCUUAUUCAAGACGGUGCAUCAACAUUGAAAACUUAUUGGAAACAUUUGAGCGCUGUGGUAAUUGGAUGUGUUUCAUUGUUUGCAUUCGAUGUAUGCGAACGCGGAGCACAGCUUCGAAAUCCAUUUUAUUCCAUUUGGAUGACUAAAAUUGGUGCCAACAUUGCUUUCACAUUCAUUUUGCUCGCUGGUAUUUCGGCUUGUGUUUACUUUUUCUUCUUGUGUUAUAUGAUUUGGUGUGUAUUCUGUAACAUAAGCAUCAAGCGUACAUCGUUACCAUCGAUGUCAAUGGCGCGUCGUCUUCAUUACGAAGGUGUCAUUUAUCGAUUUAAUUUCUUGAUGUUGGCCACAUUGAUUUGUGCCGCCUUGACCAUUACCGGUUUCAUUAUUGGCCAAAUGUCGGAGAGCCAAUAUCAUUUGGAUGAUCCAGUCCAUUUGGAAUUCACAUCGGCAUUUUUCACUGGCGUCUACGGCAUGUGGAAUAUUUAUAUAUUCGCAUUGAUCAUUUUGUAUGCACCAAGUCAUAAACAAUGGCCAUCAACUGGCGGUAAUGGAACAACAAGCACCAAUGAUAGUGCAACAGAAAAUAUUGUCGGCGAAGAGAUUGAAUUUAACAGUCUACCAUCGGACACAAAUCCAAGCGAAAUAUCGUCACUCACUUCGUUUGCACGCAAAGCAGCUCUGGAUUAAAGACAUUAUAUACCUCUACUUAUUCAUGUUUUUUUUUUUUUUUUUAAUUUGUGACACAAUUUUAUUAUUUUUAUGUUAAAAGUCAUAAUAAUUAGCAGGAUGUCAAGAUUACAACGACAACACAUCUUAGGCUUAAUCUUAUAUGGAUCCUACCAAACUUUGAAUAAUUCUCAAAAAUUGAUUUUUUUUGUAUCAUUUUAUUCAAUGGUAUGAAACGAAAAAUGUGUAACCGAGUGCCAAUGAAUUUCGAUUAACGACGUCUGUCGUUGCAAUUUUUUUAUGAAAUUCAAAAUAUUUUAAUUUUUUUUUUCGCUUUCACAAUUGAAAUUCUUGUGCUUCUAACUAUAAUUUUUUAUCUCAAAACUCAAACUUCUAAUCAAUAUUAUCGAAUCUCGAAAUAGUCAAAUAAAUAUUUGAUACAUGCCGUUUGGCAAACAAUUUUCAACAAAAUAAAUCUCGACAAGUAGCAAAAUCCCAUAGUAAAAAACCCAUAGUAAAAAAAAUCUUAGUAAUUCCAUCAAUAUUUAUAUAAAUAAAAAUGAAAAUCAAAAUAAUUUUGUACCGUUGUAAUAUUAGGACAUUUUUCUUAUUGUGAACGCAUUUACGUGUAAAUUUUGUAUGAUUUUAAUGAAAGAAAUGAAUACUUUUAGCAACAACAGCUUCGAACAAAAAUACCAACUUAACAUUAUUCAAAUUUAAAAGUAGUUUAUGUGAUUUAGUUUUCUUUGAUCUUAAUAAUAUUAAAGCUACCUAAAGAAAAAUAAAGAACUUAUUU
Messenger RNA from Contarinia nasturtii (swede midge), 2697 nucleotides. It is a transcript of the gene wls, whose product is annotated as protein wntless. The record is from RefSeq and is a predicted model, not a curated record. Lineage: Eukaryota; Metazoa; Arthropoda; Insecta; Diptera; Cecidomyiidae. Gene Ontology annotation, molecular function: Wnt-protein binding. Bases 258 to 1922 code for a protein of 554 amino acids. Gene Ontology annotation, cellular component: endomembrane system; organelle membrane. The transcript is spliced from 7 exons. Gene Ontology annotation, biological process: Wnt signaling pathway; Wnt protein secretion; intracellular protein transport.